Didymosphaeria variabile is the source of this 795-nucleotide messenger RNA. It is a transcript of the gene RBD2, whose product is annotated as putative rhomboid protease. The coding region runs from base 1 to 795 and encodes 264 amino acids. NCBI's taxonomy places the organism in Eukaryota, Fungi, Ascomycota, Dothideomycetes, Pleosporales, Didymosphaeriaceae. The transcript is spliced from 5 exons. The record is from RefSeq and is a predicted model, not a curated record. Gene Ontology annotation, cellular component: membrane. Gene Ontology annotation, molecular function: serine-type endopeptidase activity.
AUGCCAUCCCUCCCGCAGUUUAAUCCGCUGCGGUUGCGCUCGUACAUCUUCCGGUUACCACUCGCGACGCGGUUACUGGUCACGGCGAUAGUAGGACUAUGGAUUGCGGCGAUACCGUUCCCUUGGCUGAGAGAGCUUGGGUCUUUGAGCCCUGACAAGUUCGACUUGACACAGAUGCACCGGCUCAAUCUAUUUCCUCUCACCCAUUUUGGCUUCUUCCACAUGUUCUUCGACGUCUUCGCCAUCACGCCUCUCCUUGAGCGCUUCGAAGCCGAAUUCGGUACCAUCGUUACAUUAUCCCUGUUCACCGGACCUUUUGGUCUGUUGCCGGGCGGCUUGUAUCUUUUGUUGGAGAAGUUCAUAUUGAGGGGCAAUACGGCAGUAAUGGGGUCGAGUGUAUGGGUUUUCCUACUCCUCGCGUCCGAGGCUAUGAAGACACAAAAGGCGAACCCCAACUUUAGCAUCGGCCCGUACAAAAUCCCCACUUGGACGACGCCCCUGAUUCUCGUCCUCAUGACCUCGUUCCUUGUCCCUAAUGUUUCCCUCCUCGGCCACCUCUGCGGUGCCGCAAUUGGGUAUGUCUGGGCAACCGGCUACAUAAAGUUCCUCGUCCCUCACGAAAAGAUUUUGCGAUGGGUUGAAACCAAGUUGAACCUACUGGGCAGGCUACCUCACUAUGUGAGCGUAGACCAGAAGACCUACGGACGCUACGGUGUAUUGCCUACGGCGGUGCCCUUAGGGUCUGUGGCAAGGGAACCAAGAAGUCCAGACGUUGGCCAAAGACUUGGUCCAUGA